AUGAUGUUGGACAUUCUUGACAGCCCGAUCGCUAUACUUGGUAUAAUAAUGUUGCAUAAUUUAUGGAACCAUGUGGCUUUAACGAUCAUUUAUAUAAAACAUUGUUUAGUUGAUGUGAAGAAUCAACGAAAGUCGAAGAUCAAUACGAAAACGUUUGCGUCUUUCAUAUUGAUUGUUCAUUAUUGGUCUUUAUUCAAUUAUUUGUUCGAACGAGGAUGA
Messenger RNA from Adineta ricciae, 219 nucleotides. Lineage: Eukaryota; Metazoa; Rotifera; Eurotatoria; Adinetida; Adinetidae. The record is from the annotation of a GenBank genome assembly.